This is a messenger RNA of Plasmodium inui San Antonio 1, 609 nucleotides long. RefSeq lists its product as hypothetical. The record is from RefSeq and is a predicted model, not a curated record. NCBI's taxonomy places the organism in Eukaryota, Apicomplexa, Aconoidasida, Haemosporida, Plasmodiidae. The transcript is spliced from 2 exons. Bases 1 to 609 code for a protein of 202 amino acids.
AUGGAAGAAAAGGGGCUGCCAAUAACGGUGUGUAGGGAAGGGGGCGGAGAAGAAAAUACAUCAAACGUUGGUAAAUGGGACAUGACGACGACCUUCCAUUCGGUGGAUUUCCCCCAUCACACGCAUUGGCAUGCCAAACAUCGUGGAGAAUGUACAACAAUAAGAUACACGUGUGGGCUCUCACAUAGGGGUUCCUUCCAAAAAAGAAAGGUAGACAAUUUGGGAAUGUUCCCCGGAAGUUUUAGCGGAAAGGAAGGGGGAAAAGAAAAGCAGGGGGGAAAGAAGGCAGAUAAGGAAAAGGCAGAUAAGGAAAAGGCAGAUAAGGAACAGGCAGAUAAGGAAAAGGCAGAUAAGGAACAGGCAGAUAAGGAAAAGGCAGAUAAGGAACAGGCAGAUAAGGAACAGGCAGAUAAGGCAGAGGCAGAUAAGGAAGAGGCAGAUAAGGCAGAGGCAGAUACGACGAACUGGCGCAAAAAGCGAAAUGCGGCAGUGAAGCCCUUGGGGGGGCUAUUCCAAUCGAGGCGCGGUCGGCAGCACAAGAGGAAGCGCAAGCGGGCGCAGAAUCACACGUGCACUCUCAUGUACUCAUGCACGAGUGUGUGGGGGUGA